Molecule: messenger RNA, 708 nt
Organism: Saimiri boliviensis boliviensis (Bolivian squirrel monkey)
Lineage: Eukaryota; Metazoa; Chordata; Mammalia; Primates; Cebidae
Source: RefSeq, a predicted model, not a curated record
GCUGGACUGGGACAUGGGGAAUGAGCUCUUUCUGGCCUUCACCACAUCUCACCUCCCCUUAGCAGAGCAGAAACUUGCCAGGUAUAAACUCCGAAUUGUUAAGCCACCAAAAUUACCCCUAGAGAAAAAACCCAACCCUGAUAAGGAUGGUCCAGAUUAUGAGCCCAACCUGUGGAUGUGGGUAAACCCUAACAUCGUGUAUCCCCCUGGAAAGCUGGAGGUCCCAGGACUUACGAAGAGGGAGGAUCUGACAAGCACGCUCCCCUCCUCUCAGCCAUUCCAGAAGGAGGAAGAUGUCAGCUGCUCAGAUCCCACAGGGGUGGAAUCACUGUCCCGGUCCUCCAGCGAGUGGUCGCCCCCUCGGAAGCGGUUUGCCUUUUCCCCCAGCAUCUGGAAGAAAGCACUUCCCCUUUUUCCGGACGGCCACAGAAGGCUGGAAGAAUACCGACCGUCACAAUCUCUGUUUCCGAGACAGCUUUGAGAAAGUGCCUGUCAGCAGCAUGCAGGGUGGGGCCAGCACACGGCCUCGAUCUUGCCUCUGGAAGUUGACCGAGGAGGGACACCGCCGCUUUGCGGAGGAGGCCAGAGCCUUGGCUUCCACUCGACUGGAAAGUAUCCAACAGUGCAUGAGCCAGCCAGAUGUGAUGCCCUUUCUCUUUGACCUCUAACCCCAAGAAGUGAGAGCCAACUAAUUCUUUAUUAAAUUUA